GAUUUGUGAAAGAAAGCUCACAGCAGUUAACAUGAUUGAAGUCAUGGAAGAAGCUGACAUCUCGUUAGCAUGUAUUGAAACGAGUAACACAGAUGCAUGGCCAGCAAGUGAUUACAAAAAUCACCUCAAACAGGAACCUCCCAUAAGAUUAGGCAAAGCAUCUCCAACAGCAGUUGAAGAUCAUGAAGAUAUAGAUGAGUUGGCUUACUUAGAUUGUCAUGCUAGUGUUUCAUGUACAGGGAAGACCACAACCAAUAGAGAGACUUUUAGAAAUGGGAUCAAAGUACAUCCUCCUGAAACAUCUGACAAGAAGUUGUGUAUGCAGUCAAAUUCAAAUGCCAGUACAAUCAUGACCGGGAAAGAACAGUUUGAGGAUAUUGGAGAUAGCAAUAUACAUGAUAAAGAGCAUUAUAGCGAAAAGAAAGAUAAAGUGACCAAUAGAAAAGUGUGUGAGGUUUCUAAAUGCCUAAAAGGCAUUUCAUUACGACAUGUGCUGAUAUUUGUAUUUACAAUUAUUGCUGCAUGUUGCUUAAACUCUGAUGCUACAGUCAGAAGAACUAAAAGAUCUAAUAAAGUUAAAUGGAAAGCUUCUCUGCCGCUUGAGUUUGGGAAGACAGUUAGGCUAUCAUGUUGUACAAAUUACAAGAAAUACCUGGGUAAAACCUGGAAAUUCACUGGUGGACCUGACAAUGAAGUUUUGGCUUUCGGCAAUACUUCGUCAAAUAUUUCUAAAUAUGGCAUUCAGAGGCAGAAAAAUGGUUUUGCCUUACUGAUAUAUAAUUUAACUCAAAGUGACACAAACCACCUGUAUACCUGCUCAUUUGGUCAUUAUAAUUCAUUGAGCAAACCAUUGGUUGCCAAUGAUGACAAUACAUUAGCUCCACCAAACGUAACUAUUUCUCAGUCUUCAUACGAUGUUAACAUUGGAAGCUCUGUGACUUUGUUGAGUAACAUAACCUCAGACCUGGUAUUCUAUGAUGUUUACUGGACAAAAAAGACUGGACAUGAUAAUGUAACUUCAGAAGUUAUUAACUCCAGUUUAAUAAUGAAAUACAGUGGUGGAAAUUACAACACAUCAUCUCUGACCAUUUUGAUAACAGACGAAAAUGACACAGGAGUCUACACAUGUAAUGCUAGAAAUGAAUAUGGGACUGGGACAAGUUCUUACAUAACACUAACAGUCAUUGACCUCAAUGUUGUUGGAAACACCAAAGCUGGGCUAGCAGUAGGUGUAACAUGUGUAGGGUUGUCAGCAAUUAUAGUAUUGAUUAUUUAUAUAUAUAAAAGUGGAAAAUGCCCAAAUUUGAGGAAUAAAAAGAAUGAGGGAAACCAUGAUCAAUCUGGUAUUCGAAUGUUAGAAAAUAAUGAGAACCCUUAAGUAAUAAGAUGUUUUGAUCAGUGCUGUGAUAUAUCCAGUGUCUAAAGUAGCUUUUAUACAAAGAUAUAACAUAUUGAAUGUAACUAUUAUUUCUAAUUCAACACAACAGAGACCUUCAACAGUUCUUUAAUUGGAUAGCCAUAUCAAUUUCUCAAUUAUCGUCAAUUUGUUUAAAUGUUUUCUUAUUUUUUUUUAUGACUUUAAUUAAGUAUGAAAAUUCUAAUGCAUAUAGGGAAUUGAGUGAAGAAUGGCAGUAUUUCCUUUACUGACUAGGUUAAAGCACUUCAGAUUUUUUUAAGAAUACAAUCAGGCAUUAUGUGU
Messenger RNA from Mytilus trossulus (common blue mussel), 1699 nucleotides. Its product is annotated as junctional adhesion molecule A-like. Gene Ontology annotation, molecular function: cell adhesion molecule binding. Lineage: Eukaryota; Metazoa; Mollusca; Bivalvia; Mytilida; Mytilidae. The transcript has 11 exons. The record is from RefSeq and is a predicted model, not a curated record. The coding region runs from base 32 to 1378 and encodes 448 amino acids. Gene Ontology annotation, biological process: cell-cell adhesion. Gene Ontology annotation, cellular component: cell-cell junction; plasma membrane.